Messenger RNA from Naegleria fowleri, 351 nucleotides. RefSeq lists its product as uncharacterized. The record is from RefSeq and is a predicted model, not a curated record. The transcript has a single exon. Bases 1 to 351 code for a protein of 116 amino acids. NCBI's taxonomy places the organism in Eukaryota, Heterolobosea, Eutetramitea, Acrasida, Naegleriidae.
AUGAGCCAUAGUGAAGAAUAUUUAUCAUUCAUACAAUGUUCUCAACAAGCACUUGCUGUUGAGAAUGAACACCAAGUGAUUGAUGUAUUGACGAAUUCGGAGAGAGUUUUGCAAGACUUGGCAAGAGCAUUAGAAUUUCCUGAAGUUUUUAACAUGAAAUUAAUAUUGAGAGAAUGGUAUCCAGAAAUUACCUAUGAAUAUGAAAUUAGAGGUUUUGUUCAUAAUUUUGAACUCAUUGCAUUAUGUCAGUACGACAACACAUGCUUGGUUCAGGAGCUCAUUGACAAAAAGGACGAAAUUUCUUCGUCAAUUUUGCGAUAUUACCAUACCACUGUGAAACCUUUACUCUAA